AAAAGGUUUUGGUGAUACUUUUUUUAUUUAUUUCGUACUUUUUUUUUUUACUGCAGCAACAAUGCUUACCAUUCAGCAAUUCAGAAGACCCCAAACCGCCAAGCAUGUCUUGCAAAUCAUAAAGAGUACGGCUAUUAACCGACAUUCCUCUUGCUGCCACAAAAAAAAGGAAGAAAAAUUAUCUGUCACCGAGUCUAAAUUUUGGUUAGACCCUGUCACUUGGCAGAGAACUAGAAUUAACACACUGCGCUGUCUUGUAGGUUGUACUGCUGGAGAUUUCUCUACCAUGUGGUAUUUACAACUGAAUUAUCCCGAGCUAUCCCCUCUUACUAGCACUGCAGCAGCCAUGGUUGCUGGCAUAUCUACAUCACUUGCAUUGGAGACUGUGUUAUUGAAGAGAUCAAUGCAAGUACCUUACCCCGCAGCGUUCAAGACGGCUAUGGGAAUGAGCUUUGUCUCCAUGCUUGUGAUGGAACUUUCCGAAAACUUGAUGGAUUGGCACCUCAUGGGUGGACAGGUUUUAUUUCAUGAUCCCAAGUUCUGGAUGGCUGCAGCUGUUAGUACAGCUGCUGGAUUUGUGGUCCCUUUACCUUAUAAUUAUUGGAGAUUAAAGGCCCUUGGAAAAUCUUGCCAUUGAAAGUUUUUUAUUAUUAUUCAAUGUGCAUCGUAU
Messenger RNA from Mucor mucedo, 670 nucleotides. RefSeq lists its product as uncharacterized. The record is from RefSeq and is a predicted model, not a curated record. Bases 62 to 637 code for a protein of 191 amino acids. NCBI's taxonomy places the organism in Eukaryota, Fungi, Mucoromycota, Mucoromycetes, Mucorales, Mucoraceae. The transcript is spliced from 3 exons.